AUGUCGGAAUCAACGUUUGGGUUUAUGUCUCAGGUAUUUUUCGUGGAUGGACUCUCUGGCCAGAAACCGAAGAGGCCGCGUGUUCUAUUCCAGACAACGCCCCGCUCACACGCAGCGCGUGUGGCGCAUGAAAAGCGCAAGGCAGUCAAGGCACCUAAACACGUGCAACUUGAACCCAAAACGGAGGAGCCAAAGCGUGGAGAGUUUCAGGGAGCGGUUAUACGUUACAAUGCUAAGCUGGCGGAUAUCCCGACAUCGAUAAAAAUAUACUGGAAUGUGGUUGUUCCCGGCGUGAAGCCACUGUUUACUCUCUUCAAUACGCGCUGCGUCACAAACGAAGAGUGGCUGCCGUACAUGGCACAGGAUGUAUUCUUCCACGCCGGCGCAGCAGCCAUGCAUGCGGCGCACGAUCAACUCAUCAACCCCGAGUUCCGCACUCGACCAUCUCAAAUCAUCUACGAGCAUCGCGGCAAAGCAAUGGCUGCAUUACGCACUCAUCUGGCGCGCGGAGGGGAGAUGAACGAUGCUGUGCUGAUCACAGUGUGCUUCCUUGCCCUGCUGGAGCGCCGCUUCGACGAAAUCGAGGCGCAUAAUACGCACAAGCGGAUUCUCGGGGUACUCGUGGCUGCCCGCGGCGGGCUCGAUGCGCUCUCUCCGUAUAUAAAGAGCGUCCUGAUGCAGUAUGAGUUUCCCUGGGCGAUGGAGACGGGGGCCUCGGUGCUUCCCAGGACGCAGCGGCGGCAACCACUGUAUCCAUCUGUUCAUUCGACUGAACUUUUGAUCAAGCACAUACGCAGAUUACCCGAUGGAUUCGCGAUCCUUGCUCUGCAAGGAAAGCUUUCGACGCAUUUUCUGAGUAUCCUAGAGCGCUUCAUCCAAUUCGAAUCUGGAGAACUUGGGCUAGACGGUAGCCCAUCACAAUCCGGCUAUAUGUUCGACGACUUCUGGGACACGUUUCCGCCGCUUUCGCUGCGUGAUACAGAGGAGCCAUCGUUGGACAAUCUGCUGUUUCUCUGUUUGCUAGUGUAUGCGGGAGUCCGGUACAGUGCUAUUCCUCCGGUGAAUAAUAUAUCUGUAUGUAUGCGGGCAUCUCUUAAGGCGAAGCUCCUUCAAUGCCACCAGAUAAGGGAGCCAGAAGUAGAAGAGUGUUUGUAUUGGAUAUGGACGGUUGCAGUUACGGCUUGGCGGCAGAUGGACGGAACACUGGAUAAGCCGGGUAUGGAGCUUCUGCUGCGGCAGCGUAUUCGAUUUCGGUAUCUUGGUAGUCAGAACGAGCAUGAAACGGUUCUGAAAAGGUUCUUUUGGGAUGAUCGUUGUCAGAAGACUUGUCGGGAACUGUUUGAGAUAGCUGCCAAGGGCCAAGCCUCAUCAGACGUAUAAUGUAUAGCUCAUUCCUUCCAUGUCCUUCCUUAGCCCCAAUACCACGAG
Molecule: messenger RNA, 1428 nt
Organism: Aspergillus calidoustus
Lineage: Eukaryota; Fungi; Ascomycota; Eurotiomycetes; Eurotiales; Aspergillaceae
Source: the annotation of a GenBank genome assembly